Dichomitus squalens LYAD-421 SS1 is the source of this 693-nucleotide messenger RNA. RefSeq lists its product as uncharacterized. The record is from RefSeq and is a predicted model, not a curated record. NCBI's taxonomy places the organism in Eukaryota, Fungi, Basidiomycota, Agaricomycetes, Polyporales, Polyporaceae. Gene Ontology annotation, molecular function: SUMO transferase activity. The coding region runs from base 1 to 693 and encodes 230 amino acids. The transcript has 6 exons. Gene Ontology annotation, biological process: reciprocal meiotic recombination; protein sumoylation; homologous chromosome pairing at meiosis. Gene Ontology annotation, cellular component: synaptonemal complex.
AUGUCGAACAUCUCCCAACCUCCGGAAUUUGACUUCUGGGAAUUCGUCAGCUGUGGCAUAUGCCGUCUAGAGUACAUCAAGGAGUCCGGUGCCUUGUCCAACAUCCCUUUUUGGAUCACAGAAUGUGGACAUGUAGCUUGUAAUGCCCAUAUUAAUGCGGACCAGAGCUGCGCCGAGUGCGGCAACACGGGGAUCCACGUCCUAGCUAUGUCGAGAGAUCUAGAACCGCCGAUGUCUAACUGGUUCGAGUCUGCACCCGCCGCUCUUGACGCAGUGGGUUACACUCUCAGGUUUCAAGUGAACACGAUGGCAUCUCUAGUCAGGUUCUACAAGAAGAAGUACCUGCAGUACCGUCCAUUAUAUGAACGGCUCAAGGAAGAGCAUACGGAAUCCAAGCGCCUCCGAAAGCUAGUUGAUGAUCUACGCAGCGAGAACCAGCAUCUUGCGCAACAGCUACGAGGCUUGGGAGGAGAGCCCGGAGACAUGAUAGAAAGCGGCAAGAGACGGCGUGCAGACGACGAGGGUCGAUAUGCUGGACAGAGGACAUCUAGCCCUCGCUCUAUAGCUUCCUUACCGACACCAGUCGGUCCGAAUCGCUUGACUCUUCCCCCAAGCCAUCAUCAACCCUCCUUCAACUCCCGUCAGACCCAUCAGUCGCGUGAGCCUUCUGGAUCCCAACGAAACCUUGCGUAA